Syzygium oleosum is the source of this 2742-nucleotide messenger RNA. Its product is annotated as exocyst complex component SEC15B. Lineage: Eukaryota; Viridiplantae; Streptophyta; Magnoliopsida; Myrtales; Myrtaceae. The record is from RefSeq and is a predicted model, not a curated record. Gene Ontology annotation, cellular component: membrane; exocyst. Gene Ontology annotation, biological process: exocytosis; intracellular protein transport; Golgi to plasma membrane transport. The coding region runs from base 72 to 2504 and encodes 810 amino acids. The transcript has a single exon.
UUCUUCUCUCUCUCCGACUCUCUCUCUCUCUCUCUCUCUCAGAGACGCCGCGUCGAAGUAGUAGAAGAAGGAUGAUGAUGCAGUCCUCCGCCACCAAGCCGCGCCGCAAGGUGGCCCCCGCCGCGGCGGCCGCGGACGGCGGCGGCUUCGACUCAGCCGACAAGCAGGACCAGCUCCUCCUCUCCUCCGCCAUCUGCAACAACGAGGACCUCGGCCCCUUCAUCCGCCGCGCCUUCGCGUCCGGCAAGCCCGACGCCCUCCUCCACCUCCUCCGCCACUUCGCCCGCGCCAAGGAGUCCGAGAUCGAGGAGGUCUGCAAGGCCCACUACCAGGACUUCAUCCUCGCCGUCGACGACCUCCGAUCCCUCCUCUCCGACGUCGAUUCCCUCAAGUCCGCCCUCUCCCGCUCCAACUCCGCCCUCCAGUCCGUCGCCCUCCCGCUCCUCUCCUCCCUCGACGCCUACCUCGAGGCCCGCAACGUCUCCGCCAACAUCCACCUCGCCCUCGGCUCCGUCGCCUCCUGCAUCGGCCUCAUGGAUCUCUGCUCCCGGGCCAACCUCCACCUCUCCGGCGGCAACUUCUACAUGGCCCUGAAGUGCGUCGACGCCAUCGAGGCCCAGUUCCUCGACAGGACGCCCUCGUCCACCCUCAAGAACAUGCUCGAGAAGAAGAUUCCGGAGAUUCGAUCCUGCAUAGAGAGGAAGGUGAGCAAGGAGUUCGGCGAUUGGCUCGUCGAGAUCCGCGUGGUCAGCAGGAACCUAGGUCAAUUAGCGAUCGGGCAAGCCUCUGCUGCGCGACAGAGGGAGGAAGAUCUUAGGAUCAAGCAGAGGCAAGCCGAGGAACAGAGCAGGCUUAGCUUGAGAGACUGCGUUUAUGCUCUGCAGGAGGAGGACGACGACGACGUGCUCAGCGUGGGGAGUGAGAGCGAUGGCAAGUCCGAGAAUGGAUUCUCGGGUCUCGAUUUAACCCCGCUGUACAGAGCUUAUCACAUUCACCAGACUCUGGGGCUCGAGGACCGGUUCAAGCAGUAUUAUUUCGAGAACAGGAAGCUUCAAUUGACGUCGGAUUUCCAGGUAUCGUCCAUGACCCCGUUUCUCGAAUCGCACCAGACCUUUUUCGCGCAAAUCGCCGGCUUUUUCAUCGUCGAGGAUCGCAUUAUGAGGACCGGCGGCGGGUUGAUCUCGAAAAUGGAAGUCGAGAAUCUGUGGGAGACGGCGGUCAGUAAGAUGUGUUCGGUUUUGGAGGAUCAGUUUUCUAGGAUGCAGACGGCGAAUCAUCUUUUGUUGAUAAAGGACUAUGUGAGCUUGUUGGGUGUGACGCUGCGAAGAUACGGAUACCUGGUCGAUUCGUUGCUUGACGUGUUGAGUAAGCAUAGGGAUAAGUACCACGAGCUAUUGCUGUCCGAUUGCCGAAAGCAGAUCACUGAAGCGCUUGCUGCCGAUAAGUUUGAACAGCUGCUGAUGAAGAAAGAGUAUGAGUAUUCAAUGAAUGUGCUUUCUUUUCAGUUGCAAGCUUCCGAUAUCACACCGGCAUUUCCCUAUGUCGCGCCAUUUUCAUCGACUGUGCCGGAUUGUUGCCGUAUUGUGAGGUCUUUUAUUGAAGAUUCUGUGAGUUUCAUGUCUUACGGAGGGCAGUUGGAUUUUUACGAUGUGGUCAAGAAGUAUCUAGACAGGCUUUUGGGUGAGGUCCUGGAUGGAGCUCUGUUGAAAAUCAUAAAUACGUCCGUCCAUGGGGUUUCCCAGGCGAUGCAAAUUGCUGCUAAUAUGGCCGUAUUUGAGCGUGCUUGUGAUUUCUUCUCCCGUCAUGCGGGACAGCUUUCGGGCGUUGCUCUGAGAAUGGUUGAGAGGAGUCGGAGGCAGUUUCCUCUGACUAAGUCCCGUGCUGCAGCGGAGGAAAUGCUAUCCGGGUUGCUUAAGCAAAAGGUCGAUGGGUUCAUGUCAUUAAUUGAGAAUGUAAAUUGGAUGGCCGAUGACCCUCCACAAAGCGGGAACGAGUAUGUAAAUGAGGUGAUUAUUUAUUUGGAAACUCUGGUUUCUACCGCACAGCAGAUAUUGCCAGCUAAUGUUCUCAAGAGAGUAUUACAAGAUGUCCUAUCUCACAUUUCGGAGAUGAUAAUUGGUGCCUUAUACGGUGAUUCUGUGAAAAGGUUUAAUGUCAAUGCAAUCAUGGGGAUUGAUGUGGACGUACGAUUACUAGAAUCUUUUGCAGAUAAUCAAGCUCCACUUUUCUCGGAGGAGGAAGCAAACCAGCUGAAAACAGCACUUUCUGAGUCGAGGCAAAUGAUCAAUUUGCUUCUAAGCAAUCAUCCGGAGAAUUUCUUGAAUCCUGUCAUUCGGGUGAGGAGUUACAACACUUUGGACCACAAGAAAGUUGUGACGAUCUCGGAAAAGUUGAGGGAUCCUUCAGACAGGUAUUUCUCUUCCUUUACAACAAGAGGAGCCAAGCAAAAUCCGAAAAAGAAAUCUCUUGAUACAUUAAUAAGAAGACUCAAGGAUGUCAAUUGAUUCAGACAUGACUCUACUUGUGAUAUUUCCUUGUUCUAAAUUGUCUGUGUCGAUUGCAUUCUAUUUACUUUGUAGAAAAUCAUUUCUGUUAUUGUUAGUGGUAAAGGUCAUUCAGGUUUUUCUGUUUAUUGUAUCGAUAGUUUCAUAAGUUCUUUUUGGCUGUAUAAUUGUCACACUUGCAUGAGUUGUAUCAAUUCUUUUAAUUAUGAGAGCAUCUUUCAAUCGUGUGCUUCCAACA